AUGGAUUACCUCAAAGAAUUACUUGCACCAAAAACAUUUAACAAAGUCAGCCAUGUCGCAGUUGUUUUUUGGAUCCCGAUUGGUGUAAUUUUCCUUGGCAUUUUUGCAGAGAUUGAAAACGGCGAAUCCAGGUAUGAUUUCUACUGUGGCGGGGCGAAGAGUGAUGACAUCGACCUUGUGAGUGGAAAAUGUCUCGAGCUGUACGAGGAGCGGUACAACAAACACGGUGUUGCAAUCUAUUGCUUCGUGUUACUUAACUUUUUUCUCAUUGGAACUGUUUGUGCGAUUUACUCCCAAAUAGUGAGCCAUACAGUCGAUCAACUGUUGCCUAGCGCUCGUGAUGGUGAUCUCGAGAGACAGUCGCCCGACCAAGAUAAUACAUUAUCAACUGGAAAAAAGCUCUUUAACGCUUACUGCUGUCAACUUUUCACAAGGUUUCUGUUAGGGGUUCUCUUCAUGGUCCUACAAAGUCAAUUUCUUUAUCCUCUGGACUUUCCCUCCAGCUUUUCUUGUUAUCUAACCUCCGGAGGGAAUCAGCUAAGGAAUUCUACUGGCGUCAUGCAAAACUCCACAUCAAUCUUACACGAGUGUCAUAAUCAACGAGCAACUAAGAAAAACUCCUGGAUGCGCGCUGUUCUUGUCGUGAACGGAAUUUUUCUCUUUGGCAUUCUGUUAGAAACCGUCUAUAUUUUGCUACGAGCCUGGAAAGAGGAUAGUUUCAUGAAAAAUUCCAAGUUUCUAAAAGCUCACCUUAAAGAACAUGAAACGAACAUCCCACAUCUACCAGGCAAGUCUCAUGAAAAAAGAACAGAGCAAGAAACGAACGUUCCACAAGAACAACACCAGGAAGAGGAAAGUAAAGAACAUGAAACGAACAUCCCACAUCUGCCAAGCAAGCCUCAACAACUCCAAAAACCACCGCUUCAGGAAUUCAUAGACAAUACAAAGAAAAUUAUUAGCGAUGAGACAAAUAAACCUCCCCAACUCCGGUCGCCUUUUUCAAGUACUCCCGGCGAAGGACACCCAUCUAAACAUUUGACCCUGGAUCAGAUUUACACAAACCUUGUCGUUGUUCCAGACAGAGCCAAAUAUGAUUUUUCUGGAGGCAGAAGGGAGAAACUGGGAGUUUACACCAGAGCUGGUGAGAAAAACACAACACCUAGAGGGCCGGAGGACAUUCUUAACAACGAAAACAAAAACGUUUUGAUUGUUGGUCGUCCCGGAAUCGGAAAGACACUUUGCUGUACCAAACUCCUCAGAGACUGGGCAUUUAACAAAGUAUUCCAUGAAUCAUCUGAUGUUAAAAUCCAUUUUGAUGCUGCUUUCUUCAUCAAAUUCAGAGCAUUCAACGCGGCAACCGACCUUAGCCUCCGGGAACUGCUCACAUCGUCAGAACAUUCCCCCUCAAAUCACAUGGAUGAUGAAGUCUGGAAUUACAUCCUUGAGAACCCCCAAAGAGUUCUCAUUAUUUUCGAUGGAAUCGAUGAAUUUAAACCUAAUUCAAAGAUAGGGGAGGAAAAUUUCGAGCCUCAAUUCAAAAACCGCGUAGAUGAGAAGAUGCCCUUGUAUGCUCUAUACGAGAAGCUUGCGACUGGGAAACUACUCAACGGAGCUGCCGUUUUGACAACCACAAGACCUACAGCUUUGUCAUGCAUCGAGCGUGUUGAUUUCGACAAAGUUUUCGAGAUCCUCGGCUUCUCAUCCGAACAAGUCGAAGAGUACGUAAACAAAUUUGCUGAAGAGGAGAAGCAUGCGGGCGAAACAAUAUGGCGACACAUCGGCGGCAACAGGAACAUUCUCUCUCUAUGCUACAUUCCUGCGAGUUGCUUCAUCAUUUGCUCAACUCUCUUUCAAAUGGUGAAGUUCUAUGGUUCUAAAAGUCUUAGCCUACCAACGAAAUUAACAGAUAUUUACAAGAAGGCAGUGAAAAUAUUUUACUUAAGACACAACGAAGAAUUCCGUGGCAAGAAUUUCACUCGCGAAGAUUUUGAAUCAGAUAAUUUGCCCCCUAACGUUGAAAAGAAAUUCGAGAAACUUGAAAAAAUGGCAUUUGAAGGAAUUAAAGAAGGAAGGCUGGUCUUCGGGGGAAACGAAGUACGCGGAUUGGAAGGCAGCGCUCUUUUUCACCGCUUACCCGACCGUGAAACUGCCGCGUCAAAACGUGAACAACAAUUCUGUUUCAUUCAUUUAACAAUGCAAGAGUUUUUCGCUGCGAGGCACCUAGCAAACAUGGAUGAAACAGAACUGAGGAACUUUGUUUCUACGAACAUCGCGGACGGCAAAUGGCAGCUGGUUUUUCAGUUUCUAGCAGGACUAAUGAACGAGAAAGAAAACCUACCGAGCGAAAUCAUCACAGACCUUCUUCCUGUGGAAACUGAAGAGAAAGAAAGCGAGUGGUACAACGAAGAGUGGACAGAGGAUAUGGAGCCAAGGAAAGUAACUUGUUGGCCGACUGAAGACAAAAAACAUUUAGCAGUGACAUUAUUUAAAUGCAUUAACGAAAGUAGUGAGAUGGAGGAAAUAGUUCAGAGAAAACUACAACAAAUUAACUUUAAUUUUGUAAAUUUUAAUGAUUGUCAACUCACACCUGUUGAUUGUGCUUCAGUAGUUACUGUAAUUAAGAAUGUUCAACAAAUUUCACAUUUAGAUUUGGCCUACAAUAACUUUGGUCCAUUAGGUUGUUUUGAAAUUUGUAAGUUGUUAAAAUGUAGUAAAUCUCAACUGAGCUGGUUAAACCUCAGAGGAAAUCAAUUGACAGACGAAGGAGCAAAGUAUUUAGCUGAAGCCAUCAACAACAACAACUGUCAGCUACGCACGUUAAACCUCACAAGAAAUAACAUCUCAGACAUUGGAGCACAGCACUUGGCUGAAGCCAUCAACAACAACAACUGUCAGCUACGCACGUUAGACCUCUCACAAAAUAACAUCUCAGACAUUGGAGCACAGCACUUGGCUGAAGCCAUCAACAACAACAACUGUCAGCUACGCACGUUAAACCUCUACAGAAAUAACAUCUCAGACAUUGGAGCACAGCACUUGGCUGAAGCCAUCAACAACAACAACUGUCAGCUACGCACGUUAAACCUCUCAGCAAAUAACAUCUCAGACAUUGGAGCACAGCACUUGGCUGAAGCCAUCAACAACAACAACUGUCAGCUACGCACGUUAAACCUCACAGAAAAUAACAUCUCAGACAUUGGAGCACAGCACUUGGCUGAAGCCAUCAACAACAACAACUGUCAGCUACGCACGUUAUACCUCACAGCAAAUAACAUCUCAGACAUUGGAGCACAGCACUUGGCUGAAGCCAUCAACAACAACAACUGUCAGCUACGCACGUUAAUCCUCUCAGCAAAUAACAUCUCAGACAUUGGAGCACAGCACUUGGCUGAAGCCAUCAACAACAACAACUGUCAGCUACGCACGUUACACCUCACAGCAAAUAACAUCACAGAAGCAGGUAAACAACACGCAGAGAAUUUACUUAGCAAUAGUCAGUCUAACUGUCGCCUUAUUAUCUAACAUCGCCAAUUCACAAAUAAUUGCUUAAUCUGGAAAAAAAAGUUAAAUAAUCACUUACAAUUCAAAAUGUGAGGCAACCAGCUCAGUGACAAUUACAACACAACCACUAAAAUCGUGAAUGAACGAAAGAAAACAAAGUUUGUGAAGCGCUCAGAGCAGAGAGAUUAUUUGAACCGGAUCGAAAUGAAGAAAAAUGAACCAAUGAACAUGUUUAUUGAGAACAAAGGAUGUCAAAGUGUCUUUUUUUGUAAACGAACCAAUUAACAUUGAAGUUAAAACACAAAACUUACUGCAUAGAAAACAAACAAACCUCGGACCU
Pocillopora verrucosa is the source of this 3841-nucleotide messenger RNA. Lineage: Eukaryota; Metazoa; Cnidaria; Anthozoa; Scleractinia; Pocilloporidae. The record is from RefSeq and is a predicted model, not a curated record.